Periophthalmus magnuspinnatus is the source of this 2327-nucleotide messenger RNA. RefSeq names its product zinc finger, CCHC domain containing 7 (gene zcchc7). Lineage: Eukaryota; Metazoa; Chordata; Actinopteri; Gobiiformes; Gobiidae. Bases 123 to 2006 code for a protein of 627 amino acids. Gene Ontology annotation, molecular function: nucleic acid binding; zinc ion binding. The record is from RefSeq and is a predicted model, not a curated record. The transcript has 10 exons.
GACCCGGAAGUGCUUUUCCUCCUCUCUGGGGCAUGGGACCUGAGCUGCUGCUAAGAAUCGUCCUCUCCACUUUUUAAUCCUCAUUUUUUGCGGGGAGGUGGCUGUGAUUGAGGUGUGUGGCGAUGUUCAGUACCCUCCAGUACCUUGAGCAGCUGGAGGAUGAUCUCUACAGAGAGUACGAGGAUGACUCAGAGGGGUCAGAGGCUGACAGUGAACUUGAAUUUCACCUAUACAGCCAACUUCACUAUUCCUCCAACGCUGGAGAGGUCAAUGAACUGGAAGAUAAAAAGAAAGAAAUAGAUGAGAUCAGCACCGAAGGAAACCAUAACAUAACGGAUUCAGAUAAACUCGGACAACUGUCAGAAAACAGGUCUACAGCCAAGAAAAAAGAAAAGGUACAAGGAGACAAGGAGAAGAAAAGGACCAAACAAGCAAAGAAUGACAAAGCCAAAGGUCAGAGGGCAUCAUCUACAGUGUUUGAAGAAGUGAUAGUGAUUGACUCCAGCCCAGAUGUCAUUACACUCUCUGAAGAUGACAGUAGUGAUGAGAGUGGAGGAGUUUGUGCCUUGAAGGGUCAAAGGUUACCUAAGCGUUGUACCUCCACACCUGCACAGGUAAAAAAGGGAGUGUUUGAUACAGCAGUUCCUGUAAACAUCAGCAGCUCUGAGUCUGAAUCUGAGUCAGAGUCCCAGAGUGUGUUGGACUCGAGCAGCUGUUCGGACUCUGACCACGUGGAGAACUGGAUGAUUCUGAGCCACGGUCAGCAGGAUGGAGACCAGUCCAUCUCACUCAACCUGGAUGGAGUGGUAGAGAGCGAGACAGAUGGUGAAGAACUGGAUGGCAAGUGGCUGAUUUCUGACAAAGACAGAACGGCCCAGAUCUUCAAUAAAAGUCAAGGCGUCAGGCCUUUUGUGCAGAGACUGACGAGCCGAUAUUAUACAGACAAAAACGUCCACUGUAAAAACUGUAACAGAACUGGACAUUUGUCAAAGAACUGCCCAGAACCAAAAAAAGUCUCACCCUGCAUCCUUUGUAGCACUCCGGGCCAUAUGCCGCUUGAAUGUCCCUACAAAUACUGUCACAACUGUGGACUUCCUGGGCAUCGGUACAGCUCCUGCUCUGAGAGGGCCUACUGGCACAAGCAGUGCCACCGCUGCAAAAUGACCGGACACUUCCAUGAUGGCUGCCCUGAAAUCUGGAGACAGUACCAUAUAACGAUUAAGUUGGGGCCUCCUGUUAUAGACAAGAGAAACGGUCGGGGCCAGACUCGUGCUUACUGCUACAACUGUGCCAAGAAGGGGCAUUUUGGACAUGAGUGUCAGAAGCAGAGGAUGUUUAAUGGAAGCUAUCCUAGCACACCUUUUAUAAAUCACUACGACACCACUAACGACAUAAAAGGCAGACAACGCCGCAUAGAACAGAAGGUUAAAGAUCUGAAGAACAAUGGCCUCCUUCCUCAUGUUCCUUAUGUUCGUCAUGUUCCUCAAUCCCUUUCAACCCCAGAACCUCCGAGGAAGAAACAAAAGACCAGCUUUGAAAAAAACAAUCACCAUCAUAAGCGAACGUCACACCAGAGCUUUAAAACGGACCUCCCCGCUUCUAGUCACAUCUUUUUCAGUGACGCUUCUGAUUCUGAUUCAAUAUGUAAAACAAGCAAGCACCAAAAGUACAAACGAAUCUCUCAGGAAAAGACAUGGAAACCCAAGAGACCAGUCCCCCAGUCUAGAGACUCUGUGCCAAAAGUAGUCUUAGAUGAAGCAGAUGACUUUCCAAGGGGCGGAGGGCAAGGCGAGGAAAUGGAGAGAAGGAAAAAGAGCAAAAAAAUGAAGAAAAAUGGGCAAUCACUUUGCUGGACUAACACAAGCAAACAGGCCAAAGACAAGAGUGGAAAUCCAAGCAAAAAGAAAAAAAAUAAGAAGGCAAGCAAAAAAACGUCAGACAAGAUGUACCCAACUGAUGAAAACCUAUUUAUUAUUAAACAAAGGAAACACAAAAGAAAACAUUAAAAACUAUAUGGGUUUUACUGUUAUUAACUUUGGAUUAGAUUUUAUUUUUCACAUUCUUAGAUCUAAUAGUGUCUAGUAAAUAUUGAAAUAGUUCUAUUAAUAAAACUAGCAAAAGACUAAAUUUAAAUCUGUCAAAUGAACAAAUUGUUGUUAGAGUGAAGAUGUUUCUCUGCUCAUCCAAGCCGCUUCUUCAGGUCUUCAGUUAAUAAAACUAGCGUACUCAAAUGUCCACUAGGAAAUUAGUCUAUCAGCUGCUUUUCAAUGAUUAAUCCAGUUCUUAAUGUUUUCACCAAUACAGCUCAAUUAAAAAUGUUUUUUUUU